AUGGGCAACGUCGCCUCCAUCCACCACCACCACGACCUUCACUUCAACCCUCCGGCAGCUGACUCUUUCAAACCUUCAAACUUCAAACAGAACAUCGCCUCCUCUACCAUCACCACCAACGACCACGACGAAGGAAGCUUCAAUACGUUCACAAUCUCAGACAUGACACCCACUCGUGCGCCGACUCCCAUCCCCAACUCCCAGUCAUCAAACCAAGCAACCAGCAAGAACACCGCACCAAACUCCCUGACUGAAUCCCAUCGGAGUCCCCUCUCGGAGCUUUCCGUCUCAAGAUUAGCAAAUGGAAACAACCUCACUACCAGUGCCAACCAAUUCCUAAUCCUGGACACAAAAGCACGACGCAACGCCGAGAAGGAAAACAAUUUGGCAGCACAAGACUCCUCGAGACAUCCCCACUUUCACAUCCGCCCUCACAAACCCCACUCUGAUGCGCCACGCGUAUCCAACCCCACAAAGGUCAAGCGAAAGAUACACGUCGAGUUUGAUCCCUCCACUGGGACCUACAAGGGCCUGGAGGAGGCCCUUCGUGACGCCUUCGACAGCAAUGCACCAGAGGAUCUGGAGGAGCUCAGCCAGAGCUUUUCCGAUACUCCCAUCUCGUUGCAAAAGCCUGGCACAAAGCAAAAGUCCUCGCAUUUGCAGGAUAGGAUUCUCAAGCAUUGGAAUGUGUCGGGAGCGGACAGCACCGAGUCUUCAGAAAAAUCUAACACUCCGGAGAAGGAAGAGCUCAGCCGUUCUUCUAUCCUGCGCAUGAAGCCUCGCAAGUUUACUAUUGGGCAUAGCAACCAUCAGCAGUUUAAUCGACAUGGCAUUUCAAACGCCCCUGCAAUCAGUGUUGGCCAACCGAGGCACUUCCAACAUAAGACUCAUGUGCAGGUGGACCCGAGUAAUCCAACAGGCUUUGCUGGCUUGCCGAGGGAGUGGGAAAUUAUGUUGAAGCACUCUGGCAUCAAUAGAGAGAUGGCUCUCAAGAAUCCAGAGGAGCUUUUGGACGUCUUGCAGGUUUCGUACGACAAGCAAUUCAACCCCAAGAAGCAUGUCGAUUACCACAUCAAUCAAAUCAAGAUGAGUGAAGCUACUCACGUCGAUAACAACUUGUUAAAGAACUGGGAGCCGAACUUCAUUUCCGGGAAUCCCCUCAAGUCCUUCAAGGAUGUUGUGAAGAUUGGCGAAGGUUCUUCAGGGUCCGUGUAUAGGGCAUUCGACCCGAAGAGGAACGUACCCGUCGCUGUCAAACGGGUUGUCCCUAAGUCUCAAGAAGACCUCUCUCUCUUCAAGUUUGAGGUCGCCGUGAUGAGUUCGGCCUUCCACCACAACCUCAUCAAAUGUUACGAUUCAUAUAAGCUCGAUGAAAACUUAUUUAUUGUCAUGGAGCUGGCCGACGCUGGAUCUCUAACGGACGUCCUCUACUUUUUGAACGAUCGCAAGCUGCACUUGAAUGAGCCCGAAAUUGCCUACGUGUGCAGAGAAGUACUUCAGGGCCUUGCUUCUCUUCAUGGUAUCAAGAGAAUUCAUAGAGAUAUCAAAUCUGACAAUACCCUUGUAACUCGUGAAGGUCAUGUCAAGAUUGCUGACUUUGGUUUUGCAGCUCAACUGACUUCGAAGGACAACAAGAGGAAUACUGUCAUUGGUACCCCUUUCUGGAUGGCGCCGGAAGUAUGCCGCGGAAUGGACUACGAUUCGAAGGUGGACGUGUGGUCAACAGGAGUGUUGGCCAUCGAAUGCGCGGAGGGUGCCCCACCACUGCUCCACGAAACGCAGAUGAAGGCCAUGUUUAUUAUUGCCACUGAAGGCCCGCCACGGCUUAAGAAGCCAGAUGAAUGGACGUCCGAUUUCCAUGAUUUCAUCGAAAAAUGUACAAUCACUGACCCAUCUAAGCGUGCCUCAGCUGCCGAAAUGCUCCGACACCCGUUCCUGAAACGCGCCGCAGACCGGAAGCACAUGGGACGGAUAUUUGGCGUCGUCGCCGACUUCAGGGAGAAGGAAAGCAAAAAGUUUCAAGCGGCGGAGCAUGCAAGGCUUGAGGAUGAUGGCCCCCAGCCCGAAUCACCGCAAUUAAGUCGACAAAACUCAGAUGUAGAAUUCGUUAGUGCAGCAGAUACGCUAACACAAUCCGAGGGUAGUCCACUCGCUAACAUUCGAUAGAACAAAAAUUCCACGACAAAACGAGGCUAAACAUGCUUAACUUUUCGUAGGUGCCGUGUUUGGCUUAUUAU
Chondrus crispus (carragheen) is the source of this 2237-nucleotide messenger RNA. Its product is annotated as Serine/threonine protein kinase. Gene Ontology annotation, cellular component: cytoplasm. Gene Ontology annotation, biological process: regulation of MAPK cascade; protein phosphorylation; intracellular signal transduction. The coding region runs from base 1 to 2166 and encodes 721 amino acids. The record is from RefSeq and is a predicted model, not a curated record. The transcript is spliced from 2 exons. NCBI's taxonomy places the organism in Eukaryota, Rhodophyta, Florideophyceae, Gigartinales, Gigartinaceae. Gene Ontology annotation, molecular function: ATP binding; protein serine/threonine kinase activity.